Condylura cristata (star-nosed mole) is the source of this 1028-nucleotide messenger RNA. RefSeq names its product transmembrane emp24 protein transport domain containing 1 (gene TMED1). Gene Ontology annotation, biological process: intracellular protein transport; Golgi organization; endoplasmic reticulum to Golgi vesicle-mediated transport. Lineage: Eukaryota; Metazoa; Chordata; Mammalia; Eulipotyphla; Talpidae. The transcript has 4 exons. Gene Ontology annotation, cellular component: Golgi apparatus; COPII-coated ER to Golgi transport vesicle; endoplasmic reticulum. The record is from RefSeq and is a predicted model, not a curated record. The coding region runs from base 319 to 1002 and encodes 227 amino acids.
GCAAGCAGCGCGCAACCUCUGCCUGAGUUGUCGUAACUUUUUUCUGAAAGAAAUGGGACAUUACGGUACUUGUUUUCGUCACCCUUCGCCACCACUGAAAGAAGAAAGCAGAACUGGCGGUCUUUCAGAGGGAAAUCCCUAAAAUGUUGCGUGUUUUCAGAUGCAUCAGGCAUUCACCUGGGCUGCUAGGCGCUCGGGGUCCGCUGGGUUUGGACGACCGGCAGCCGCGACUGCCAAUGAGCUCUACUGAGUACCACCGUGGGCAGGGCUAGCUUUUAAAGGCGCCGCGACCCGUUAGCAAACUCGAGGGUGACCCGGAUGAUGGCGGCCGGUGCGGCCCUAGCCUUGGCCCUGUGGCUGCUAUUGCCGCCAGUGCCGGUAGGAGGGGCAGGGCCCGCACCUAUCCAGGACGGCGAGUUCACGUUUCUGCUGCCUGCGGGGAGGAAGCAGUGUUUCUACCAGUCCGCGCCCGCCAAUGCAAGCCUGGAGACCGAGUACCAGGUGAUUGGAGGUGCUGGACUGGACGUGGAUUUCACGAUGUUGAGUCCUCAGGGCGUGCUGCUGGUCAGCGAGUCCCGCAAGGCAGAUGGGGUGCACACGGUGGAGCCCACAGAAGCUGGGGACUACAAGCUGUGCUUUGACAACUCCUUCAGCACAAUCUCUGAGAAGCUAGUGUUCUUCGAACUCAUCUUUGACAGCCUACAGGAUGAUGAAGAGGUCGAGGGCUGGGCAGAUGCAGUGGAGCCCGAAGAGAUGUUGGAUGUCAAGAUGGAGGACAUCAAGGAGUCCAUCGAGACUAUGAGGACCCGGCUGGAGCGUAGCAUCCAGAUGCUGACAUUGCUGCGGGCCUUUGAGGCACGUGACCGAAACCUGCAGGAGGGCAACCUGGAGCGGGUCAACUUCUGGUCAGCUGUGAAUGUGGCUGUGCUGGUGCUCGUGGCCAUCCUGCAGGUCUGCACACUCAAGCGAUUCUUCCAGGACAAGCGCCCGGUGCCUACGUAGCCCCAGCAUCAGAGGAAAAUAGGGAA